Mercenaria mercenaria is the source of this 778-nucleotide messenger RNA. Its product is annotated as 39S ribosomal protein L17, mitochondrial-like. Bases 71 to 730 code for a protein of 219 amino acids. Lineage: Eukaryota; Metazoa; Mollusca; Bivalvia; Venerida; Veneridae. Gene Ontology annotation, molecular function: structural constituent of ribosome. Gene Ontology annotation, cellular component: ribosome; mitochondrial large ribosomal subunit. Gene Ontology annotation, biological process: translation. The transcript has 4 exons. The record is from RefSeq and is a predicted model, not a curated record.
GCCUCUUCACAUUGAGGAAUUUCCAAGCCUUUUUGUGAUUUCGCUAAAAAUCUAAAUUUUACAUUAAAAAAUGAUACGAUUCCCGAUACAAGACAAGCCGCGGAAAUUGAAAGGGGUAAUUAUUGGAUGUGGUAGUGGGCCAUCUGAACGAAUAAAAUAUUUGAAGAAAUGCGUGACGCAGUUGAUCAGACACGAAAGAAUUGAAGGUCGUGAAGACCGAAUGGAUGAAACUCGAGGUUAUGCUGAGCAGCUGAUCAACCUAGCAAUACAACAUGGAGAUAGACAUAAACGUACAAUGGAGAUUGCAGACUCAUGGCUUCUGGAGAAAGAUCUGGUACACAAGUUAUUUAAAGUGUUAGCACCAAGAUAUCAACAAUACUCUACAUCAUUCACAGCCAUGCAUAGACUACCAGCCAGAUACCCCAGCAGUGGAAGUUUCAACACUGUCUUAGAACUUAAAGGUAACCCUUAUCCACCAGUUAUACCACAUCAGAGAGAAACGCGACAUCUCCUGACAAAUGUACUUCUUUCUGCUGCCAGUAGAGACUAUUACAAAGGAAAGAAUGAAGCAGCACCCAGUGAUAGAGUAACAAGUGCAGAAAGUUCAGGGAAUACUCAGGAAGAUGAUUCUAAAGAUAACAGUGCUGAAGACAGUGUUACAGUGAAUGUUUCUAGUGAAAGUUCUGAAAGACCUGCAGACAAUUCCGGUGCUAGAGGCCCCACUACUUAAUUCAUUCUAGUGUUUAAGAAUCAAAUAAAAUCUUACAAAUAAAAUAUG